CUCGUUAAUGAUGUGGCUGGGGUUUGAACUCGAGCGGAUGCAGUGUCAGGGUAUUUGGCAUUUCCGUUCCAGAUAAUGGUCCGUGCAGCAGCUGUUGACCCGGGCCUGCCAGCUCUUGGUUCCCGGGGUCCUUGGUGAGAGAGAGAUGCUUCUUGCUUACAUGACAGCUAAGUGGUUUUUCUAGGACUCAGAAAGAUGGACCCCGAUGUUUACAGCCUUUCUUGGUUCCACAUAACUUCCCGAUUUACAGCGUGCGGGCCAGCCACACAGUGGUGGGUGUGUCUGGGCUCUGACAGUUUGUAUUCCUAGGAUGACCGAGUGGGAGACAGCUGCACCUGCAGUGGCGGAGACCCCUGACAUCAAGCUGUUUGGGAAAUGGAGCACCGAUGAUGUUCAGAUCAAUGACAUUUCCUUGCAGGAUUACAUUGCAGUGAAGGAGAAGUAUGCCAAGUACCUGCCCCACAGUGCAGGGCGAUAUGCGGCCAAGCGCUUCCGUAAGGCACAGUGCCCCAUUGUUGAGCGUCUCACCAACUCAAUGAUGAUGCAUGGCCGUAACAAUGGCAAGAAGCUCAUGACCGUGCGCAUUGUCAAGCAUGCCUUCGAGAUCAUCCAUCUGCUCACUGGUGAGAACCCCCUGCAGGUCCUGGUGAAUGCAAUUAUUAACAGCGGUCCCCGGGAGGACUCAACUCGCAUUGGGCGAGCCGGAACGGUGAGGCGUCAGGCUGUCGACGUGUCCCCCCUGCGCCGUGUGAAUCAGGCCAUCUGGCUGCUGUGCACAGGUGCCCGCGAGGCCGCCUUCCGGAACAUCAAGACUAUUGCCGAGUGCCUAGCAGAUGAGCUCAUCAAUGCAGCCAAGGGCUCUUCCAAUUCCUAUGCUAUCAAGAAGAAGGACGAGCUGGAACGUGUGGCCAAGUCCAACCGUUGAUCACCUGGCUGUGGCUUCAAUAAACCUGUCUGCCUUUGGGGCAGCCUCACC
Neomonachus schauinslandi (Hawaiian monk seal) is the source of this 976-nucleotide messenger RNA. RefSeq names its product ribosomal protein S5 (gene RPS5). Gene Ontology annotation, biological process: translation; ribosomal small subunit assembly. The record is from RefSeq and is a predicted model, not a curated record. Bases 311 to 925 code for a protein of 204 amino acids. Lineage: Eukaryota; Metazoa; Chordata; Mammalia; Carnivora; Phocidae. Gene Ontology annotation, cellular component: cytosolic small ribosomal subunit; ribosome. The transcript has 5 exons. Gene Ontology annotation, molecular function: structural constituent of ribosome; mRNA binding; rRNA binding.